AUGGACUCUGGAGGAACCAGAGGGACGGCGGAGUAUGUGACGAGGACAGAGUUCAGCUCUGAGAAACAUGUCUUGGUGUCCCGCCUGUCCACUAUGUUCAUUCCGGAUGGGAGUCUGGUCAGUGCUCUGGACGCCGCUGGACGGACACAGGCCACCACCACAGACUCCUGGCACGUCCCCUCUGGACCCUCAGGACCAGACGGGACCAUCUUAGAGGAUCUCACCCUGGCCUCCCAGUCUUGUACCACCACCUCAGACCAGUCCAAGGCCUCUCAGCCAUCCAAACAACCUCAGGCUCCAUCUAAAAGCACAAUACAACGAGCUGACCUCGAUCUAAACCAGAACACAACUGUUAGGUCUGAGGAGGUUGUCGUUCCGGAAGCACAAGUCAGUAACAACGUCCUAGUGGGUCGUUGUAAAUGUCAGCAGAACAUGGAGGAAGAUCAGGGCAAUGAAAAGCACAACCAGAAUCUGGAGCAGAGGUACCAGGAUGUUAGAGGCAGUGAAGGGAAGGCAGCUGAGGAACACCAAGAUGCUAGAGGUAGUGGGGGGAAGGCAGUUGAGGAACACCAAUAUGCUAGAGGUAGUGAAGGGAAGGCAGUUGAGGAACACCAAUAUGCUAGAGGUAGUGGGGGGAAGGCAGUUGAGGAACACCAAAAUGCUAGAGGUAGUAGAGGGGAGGUAGUUGAGGAACACCAAGAUGCUAGAGGUAGUGGGGGGAAGGCAGCUGAGGAACACCAAGAUUCUAGAGGUAGUGGGAGGAAGGCAGCUGAGGACCACAAGGUUAUUCCCCCUGAUAUGAACCACAACUCACCUGCCAAGUUAGGCACAAAUGUGAUUCAAUCUGUUGAAACCAGAAGCUUGAAGAAGCAUGGCUCUUUUGAUAAAACCUCAAAGGAACAAGGAUCCUUCGGACAAAGAAUGAAGAAAACGACUUCGUUUGAACAAAGCAUAAAGAAAACAACCGUGUUUGAAAACACCACAAAGAAGUCGGCCUCAUUUGAUAGAAGUUUGAAGAAAGAACCUUUCUUAGAUAGAACGUUGAUGAAAGAGGCAUCCUUCGACAGAACAUUGAGGAAGCAGGGCUCGUUUGAACGCAGCUCCAGUCCUUCUAGCCUGGAUGGGAGGAAGCCUUGGGGUAGCCCAAGCAGGAGCCCCAGCCGCCCCGCCACCCCUCCCUGGUCCCCCAGGAGACCAGCCCCCUCCUCCCCCGCCAAGACCAGCUCCAGACCUCCCUCCUCCACCUCUCCAGCCAAGGCCAGCAACCAAGCCUCCAGCCAGGACCGCAGCGACUCCCCACAGAGGGGUACCACCAGUGGCCUCAAAGCACCUAGUAAGGUAUGUGUAAUCAGCAGCAUCCCCAAACCCAUCUCCCCUCAGCCACCUCCACCUGCGGACCCUAGGAGGGCCUCUCCUCACAAACCCAAACCCGCCCGUCCAAAGAUCAUCACGUACGUCCGUAAGAACCCCCAGGUGAAGUCCCAGGGGACGGAGGUUGACCCAAAUGAAGCCUUGACACUCCCUCUCCGCCUGUCCUCUCCCCACCCCAGCCCUCCUACAGCCCACAGGAAGCCCCACAAGACAGGGCCCCAUUCUAAGGCCUCACAGGUGCUCUGCUCCUCUAAUAUACUAUUUGAUAAGUACCGGCAGGAGAUGGAGAAGGCAGGAUACUUUCCCCCGGGUACCGGCAUGACGUCGCUGGGCAUCAAACCUCCCAGCCACCCUCCUCCUCACAACCUCUCUUUGAACUCUGAGAGCUUUCAUGGGGAACUGCCUGACAGAUACAUGCAUGAGUUGGCUCCAGCACCUUCACAGCUGGGUCCCCAGGAGGGGACAGGCCUCUACCGUUCCCCCAGGCCCAGAGGGCCCCAGCUGGGGUUAGGGGUCGUCACCCGGCAGCCUGCUGCAGCCAAGAACAGGACUAUGUUCCAGGGCCAGACCGGUCAGAGGUCAGGGGUCGUGACCCUCAGCCAUCCAGGACAGCAGCAGGCACCGCCAGGGAACAACCAGGGAAACCACGACUCCACAGAAAAUACUGAAAUACAGGGGGUGGAGAUCGGGGUGCCCUGGGAGAAUUCAACGGCAACCAUGGACCUCCGACCGAGAGGCAAGAAGGACGACCAAAACGUUGUUGAUUCCCAAGAUAACGAUAACGCUACAGCUAGCAAGAUUAGCACUAGCCCUCAUAACUCAGACGACAGUUCCAGACUGUUGCUCUCAGCAGCCUCUUGCGAGCCUGCCGACAUGCUGGCUACUCUCCUCCGGGAAAUUCAGGAUGGUAACAGAGGUCUUUCUCUGAAAAUCGAUAAGAAAUCGUCUGAACUCCAUUCUUCCAUUGACGACCUGAAAUCCUCCAUGAAUGAUCUCCUUUUGAGAACGACUGAGGCAGAGUUGCGCAUUAGCACAGUUGAAGAUACCAUCGCUAGACACGACCAGGUCUUGAUACAACUGCAAAAGGACAAUACUUUCAAAAACAAAGUAGAUCAGAUGGAGAACCAGAGUAGACGUAGUAAUAUCCGUGUGGUGGGAUUGAAAGAGGACAGCGAGGGCCGUGACCCGGUCCGUUUCUUCACUCAAUGGAUCCCGGAGGUCCUAGGCAUAAUCAACUUCACCAAGCCGCUGGAAAUCGAACGCGCCCACAGAACAUCAGCGCCGAAACCCCGGCCAGAUGAGCCCCCACGAGCCGUCCUGAUCAGGUUCCUCCGUUUCCAAGACAGAGAGAAGAUACUGCAACUCGCAAGAGCCAAAGGGGACAUCACCAUCGAUGGAAAGAGGGUCAGCCUUUUACCAGAUAUGAGCGCGGAUCUCGCCAGACGCCGCAAGCAGUUCAGACCUGCCGCCAAAGCACUGAAGGAGAAGAACAUCACCGGCUACCUCAUCCACCCUGCGCGGAUGAAAGUUCAGUACAAAGGCCGAAGCCAUCUCUUCAACACACCGGGAGAAGUGCACACUUUUCUCAAAGAACUGAACUACAAAGGUAAACCCAGCAGCGCACUGCCAAGUGACGCGAUCCUACAAGCCUUUUAUGCCCGCUUCGAGGCAAGCAACACUGAAGCAUGCAGGAGAGCACCAGCUGUCCCGGACAACUGUGUGAUCACGCUAUCCGUAGCCGAUGUGAGCAUGACCUUUAAACAGGUCAACAUUCACAAGGCUGCGGGGAAGGACGCAGACCAGAGGACGCCAGGUCCAGAGACCACUGUGGCCAGGACCCUGCUGCCUAAACCGGGUCAGUCUCGUCUGCGACCCCCAGGCUUCUCAGCCUUGCCACCUGCCCGUCUGGUCGCCUUCGGCUUUGUACGCAGCUCCAGUGUCUCCUCGGUUUCCAGCAACCAAACGACAGUGAGCAACCACAGCGACCCCUGCCGACCCUCCCAACGUCCAAGCAGUGGUAGUGAUGACAUCCCCCUUCACCUGUCCCCUGUGCCCCCCAGCCAGAGCAGCCCCCAGCCCCCCAACGCCCCUGCCCUCCACCGCCGCUCCGUGCUGCCCCCGGCCCGGGUCUCUCCCACAGUCCGAGGUAGACCAGCAGAUCGUGGUGGUUCAGGGUCAGGAGUCGGAGGUCAGGAGUGUGAGCGUGCCCUGGUGCAGAAGCUGAGAGAGCGCUGUGAGGACCAGGCUCGACAGCUCCUGUCUCUGCAGGCUGAACUGAAGAGGGCUUCUCUUGGACUAGAGGUGUUUGCCAUUACUACACAGCACUUCUGCCACAAGAGUGAGAGUGCCAUCCUGAAGGAGAGGGAACUGUCCCUGGAGCUUGCCAGGAUCAGGGAUGAAGUGGCCUCAAGUGUGUCGCGGUGGGAGAAUCUGCAGCAGGACAAGGGGGAGUUGGAGCGGAGGUUUGAGCGGGAGCUGGAGGGUCUGCGUGCCCAGCAGCAGAGUGAGCUGGGCCGGCUGGAGGAAAGACUGAGGCAGUAUCACAGCCUAGAGAUACAGCGCCUGGAGGCCCAACGACAGGAGCAGCUGGAGAGACUGAGGACACAGCAGCUGGAGCAGAUGGAGGAGGUGACGGAGAACCAUGAGGAAGCUCUGAUUGAAAUGGAGAACAACCACAACGACACGCUGGUCACUCUCAAGGAGGAGCAUGCCAGGACUGUCAAAAACCUGAAGAUGGCCCAUGAGCAGCAGAGGAAGUCAUUGGAAGAGGACUUUGAGAAGCUCAGACUGUCGCUGCAGGACCAGGUGGACACGCUGACGUUUCAGAACCGCAGCCUGAGAGACCGAGCCAAGCGCUUUGAGGAGGCUUUACGCAGGAGCACCGACGAACAGAUAGUGGAUGCUCUGGCUCCAUACCAGCACAUUGAGGAGGAUCUGAAGAGCUUGAAGGAAGUUCUUUUAAUGAAGAAUCAACAGAUCCACGAACAGGAUGUCAAGAUCUCGGAGCUGGAGAGAAUGCAGGCCCAAAAGAACGUGUUCCUGGAGGAAAGGGUGCAGAUGUUACAGCAGCAGAACGAAGACCUGAGGGCCAGGAUAGACAAGAACCUAGCCAUGUCCAGACAACUCUCGGAAGAGAACGCCAACCUCCAGGAGUCAAUGGAGAAGGAGAGCAACGAGAAGAAACGCUUGAGUCGGAACAACGAGGAGCUGCUGUGGCGUCUGCAGAGCCCUCACAUGUCCCCCACCGGCUCCCCCAUCCACCGAGGCUCUCCCAUCCUCCACUCCUCCAACACCUCCUCCCCUGGUCACCACCGUUCGUCCGCUGGCCCUGGGUCACCCGCACGACCGCACUCCUACCACCAAUGAGACGCCUCUCCUCAAUGCCUCCCCAUCGUCUCCAUUUCCCUAAUCUCCUUUUCCAGACGAGGAGGGGGAUGAUGGAAGAGCAUUUCUUCCUCCCACUACAUCCCUUCGUCCAUCCACUGACUUCGUCCAUUCACUGACUUCAUCCAUCCACUGACUUCAUCCAUCUGCUUACUUCAUCCAUUUAUUGAUUUCAUCCGUCCACUGACUACUUCCAUCCACUGACUUCAUCCAUCCACUGACUUCAUCCAUCCACUGAUUCCGUCCAUCCACUGACUUCAUCCAUAUGCUGACUUCAUCCAUCCGCUGACUUCAUCCAUUCAUUGAUUUCAUCCAUCCACUGACUUCAUCCAUCCCCUGACUUCAUCCAUUCAUUGAUUUCAUCCAUCCACUGACUUCAUCCAUCCACUGACUUCUUCCAUUUAUUGAUUUCAUCCAUGUAUUGAUUUCAUCCAUCCACUGACUUCAUCCAUCCACUGACUUCAUCCAUUUAUUGAUUUCAUCCAUCCACUGACUUGUCUUGGGAAGUCCCUCUCCCUUUUUUUUAAUAUGGAGGACGGAGGAACUUCUUCUUCUACCCACAACGUCUCUCCUUCCAUCCAUUCAUCCCUGGAACUCUGGGACUUUUCAUCCAUCAUUUUUCAUCUUAAAUUUUUAU
Messenger RNA from Oncorhynchus nerka (sockeye salmon), 5392 nucleotides. RefSeq names its product microtubule associated tumor suppressor candidate 2b (gene mtus2b). The transcript has 17 exons. NCBI's taxonomy places the organism in Eukaryota, Metazoa, Chordata, Actinopteri, Salmoniformes, Salmonidae. Bases 1 to 4737 code for a protein of 1578 amino acids. The record is from RefSeq and is a predicted model, not a curated record. Gene Ontology annotation, cellular component: nucleus; cytoplasm. Gene Ontology annotation, molecular function: microtubule binding.